Messenger RNA from Rhineura floridana, 2994 nucleotides. RefSeq names its product ATPase H+ transporting V0 subunit d1 (gene ATP6V0D1). The transcript is spliced from 8 exons. Gene Ontology annotation, molecular function: proton-transporting ATPase activity, rotational mechanism. Gene Ontology annotation, biological process: vacuolar transport; vacuolar acidification; proton transmembrane transport. The record is from RefSeq and is a predicted model, not a curated record. Gene Ontology annotation, cellular component: proton-transporting V-type ATPase, V0 domain; vacuolar proton-transporting V-type ATPase complex; early endosome. Bases 469 to 1473 code for a protein of 334 amino acids. Lineage: Eukaryota; Metazoa; Chordata; Lepidosauria; Squamata; Rhineuridae.
GGCCUUGCUCGUGAGGCCUCCCGUUCCUUCCGAGGAGGAUCGGGCCGGGGCCGCGCCCGCUGGAGCGAGGGGGGCUUGUUUCCCUUCGGCCCGGUUUCCUGCUCCCGGCACGGGCCUUCCCGUUCCUCCUUUGGUGCAUGCCGUGAUUAAGUCUGGCGACGGGCUCGGUGUGGCGCCGGGUGGCAGGAGGAGGAGAUUUGCAUCGUGGCUGAAGCGUUGCGAUCUAGCAGUCAGUCGUUCACGUAGUCUCCUUGGAGCGUUUUGUGUAAUGGGGUCCCUGGCUCGCGAAAUGAAGGCACAAUAACGUAGGAUUAAUGACGCCAGCUUUGUCAGAUGGUUGAAUGAAGGGAGUUCCAUUGGCUGCAAGACAGCCAUCAAGAGCUGCUUCAGGGGGUGCAAGUGCUGCUCCUGGAAACUUACUCCAAGCUGUGAUUCAGGCUGGAGCCCAGAGGCUGACAAUGCUACAGGAUGACUACUUGGGGACCUGAGCCAAAUUCCACAUCCCUUUAUGGAAAGAGAGCAGAAAUGGGCACGUGUUGGCAUCUAGAUCUGAAGCUUCAUCUCCAGAGCACAGAUUAUGGGAAUUUCCUGGCAAAUGAAGCCUCUCCUCUCACUGUGUCAGUCAUUGAUGACAAGCUGAAGGAGAAGAUGGUGGUGGAGUUCCGCCACAUGAGGAAUCAUGCCUAUGAGCCUUUGGCCAGCUUCCUGGACUUCAUCACGUACAGCUACAUGAUUGACAAUGUCAUCCUCCUGAUCACUGGGACACUGCAUCAGCGGUCCAUUGCUGAACUGGUGCCCAAAUGCCACCCCUUGGGAAGUUUUGAGCAGAUGGAGGCGGUGAACAUUGCGCAAACCCCAGCUGAGCUCUACAAUGCCAUUUUGGUAGACACUCCCCUCGCUGCCUUUUUUCAAGACUGCAUAUCCGAACAGGACCUUGAUGAAAUGAACAUUGAAAUUAUUCGAAACACGCUGUAUAAGGCUUACCUUGAGUCCUUCUACAAGUUCUGCAAAAUCCUGGGCGGCACAACUGCGGACACCAUGUGCCCCAUCUUGGAGUUUGAAGCUGACAGAAGAGCCUUCAUUAUCACCAUCAACUCUUUUGGCACUGAACUCUCCAAGGAGGAUCGCGCGAAGCUCUUCCCCCACUGUGGGAAGCUCUAUCCAGAGGGCCUGGCCCAGCUUGCCAGGGCAGAUGACUACGAGCAGGUCAAAGCAGUGGCUGACUACUACCCUGAGUAUAAACUGCUCUUUGAAGGAGCAGGUAGCAACCCAGGUGACAAGACACUUGAGGACAGAUUCUUUGAGCAUGAGGUGAAGCUGAACAAGCUGGCUUUCCUCAACCAGUUCCACUUUGGCGUCUUCUAUGCUUUUGUGAAGCUGAAAGAGCAAGAAUGUCGCAACAUUGUGUGGAUUGCCGAAUGCAUUGCCCAGCGCCACCGAGCAAAGAUAGACAAUUACAUUCCUAUCUUCUAAGUCCUUCUCCCCUGCCUGGCGAGCCCCACAGAUUCCUCCCAUCCCUUUUCCCAAGUUCCAGGCCUGGAUGUAUCUUUUGGAGGACCACAAAGGGGGAGGAGCCUGAGGAAUGUUGUCAGGACACCCCCCCUUUGCUCCCAUGGGUGUCGCUGCCCCCUUCAUAAUUGUAACGUGUCACUGUAUAUGCUUUAUGUAGAUUGUUGGGUAUUUAAGUUAACUCUCCUAAGUGUGCCCUUAUGUGACACUUUGUUAGGCAGCACAAUGUAAUGUGUGAACUUGGCGAUGAAGUACUUUGCAUCUCGUGCCGACUGUGAGCAUCUGCAUGUCUUGGCAGCACUUGUGACUCCAGGCUUCGUUGCACCACAUUCUUAGACUGAUUUAAUUCUCCUGGCUCCUCUUCCCAGGGAGCCUCAGAAAUUCCAGCCCUGCAGGGGUGGGAUGGGGGGGGGCAGGCAAGGAGGAAUGUUCUAUGGAGAACCCAUGUACCUCUGCAGUUACAGCAGCUUCUGGUAGGAAACCAUGGCAGCUAAAUUGGUUUAAAGCACACUUGUGGUUGUAGGCAUACCCUGGCCUGUGGUUGUGGGUUUUUCCAUGGACAUGCCAGAGGCCUGCUUGGUCUUCCUGCAGAAUAUUUGCCUGCCUUUGUGGGUGAGGUUUCGUCCCAGGGGGCCUCCCGUAACCUUUCCUUCUCUCUCGUAGGGGGCCUUUCUCUCUUCAAGCAGGCGUUUCUCAGGGGUUUGGGUCCCCUUUCCUUCUGCUACCAGGCCAAAGAGGGGCAACUCAGGGGUGCCCUUUCAGAACUGCCCUUCAAGUGGUAUGAAAAUGGUCCUGGCUGUUUUUCAGGUCUUCAGUGGAAGACUGCCUGGGCUGCCCAGGUGCAGAAGGGCCCUCCUCCCUCUUUGUGCUCCAGGGCCAGGCCUGAGAAUGACCCAGGCUGGUGGUGCAAGGUCCAGGACCCAAGCCCUUGCUUCCUGUGCAGCAUGCCAGGCCUGGCAACAGCCUGUGGCUGCACUGACUCCAGGAAAGGCGCCUCUCUCUCUGUUUGGCGUAACCAGGGUCUCUCUGACUUGGCUGAGCCCCCCCCCUUCCGGUGGGUCUGCAUUUUUCUUCAGGACAUGGGCACUUGCUGUGAGCUGUGCUGGUUUCUGAUCCCCUUCCUUCCCUACUCUUUCACAGCCGAAAGGUUGCACCUCCUCCUCCACCCAUGGGUUGGCCUUGGCUGCUCUGUUCUCCGAUGUGAUACAUGGGCAUUGGCCUCUUCGGUUACAGGCCCUUUGGAAAGGUAUGUCUCCAGCCCGCUCAGGCGCCAGACUGCCUCUUCUCGUGGGUUUCUGUUACUGAGUUCCUUUGUGUGGGGCAUGGCUGCUGGGGGUGGGGCACCUUUCUCUGAUCAACAUGUGUAGAAAGAUGUUGUUUCCAGUGGGUCACCCUUGCUCAGAGAGUGACCGUGCUCCAAGUGUUUUGUGUGCUGUUCAUUACCUUUCUCUUAAGCUGUGACAAUAAAUGAUCUACCAAAAUGAC